GCGGAAGGGGGUGGAAUAGUGGUAUUGUGAACCACUGUUUUACGCCGCGCUGGAACGGCAAAGGCAGGACUGGGGAUGAUGAUGGACGAUGUCUCUGUAUGAAGUGUUGUUGGCUGCUUACAGAUUGCUGCACGAUCUCAUUAUCGUGGAGUAGUGGCCGACCACUUUUCUUUCAGCCUCUCGCAGCGCAAACGGUAGUAGCCGGGGGGAUGCAGAAGAAUGUACUGGACAUAUAUAUAUAUAUAUAUAUGUAUAUGUGUGUGUGUGUGUUGUGCGUCACUUUUAGGUUGGGAUCUAGAAACGAUGCCACGAUGGCGGGUGUAACUAGCUUAUUGGGACGGACGGCCGGCUGAUUGUUUACGAAGACACUGACUGUUAGCUCUCUCGCGAAUCUGGAUGGUUGCA
Molecule: messenger RNA, 405 nt
Organism: Sodiomyces alkalinus F11
Lineage: Eukaryota; Fungi; Ascomycota; Sordariomycetes; Glomerellales; Plectosphaerellaceae
Exons: 1
Coding region: 99-353 (84 amino acids)
Source: RefSeq, a predicted model, not a curated record